Molecule: messenger RNA, 1789 nt
Organism: Rosa chinensis
Lineage: Eukaryota; Viridiplantae; Streptophyta; Magnoliopsida; Rosales; Rosaceae
Product: regulator of G-protein signaling 1
Exons: 11
Coding region: 203-1630 (475 amino acids)
Source: RefSeq, a predicted model, not a curated record
CCAUGUUCCCUUUUGACCAAAUGUGGGAAUGCCAAUUAAUCUGCCGUGCCGAUUUGGGCUCUGAAAGAACACCUUGGUGGGCGUACCGCGUUUUAAAUUCUUAGUACUUUCUGAUCCCGAACAUGAGACAGAGAGAGACUCGAUCAUUGUUAACAAUGAACUAGUCCAAACCCAGAAGUAGAACACCUACAUAUGCAAAGAAAUGGCAAGCUGUGCAGUUCACGGUGGCUGUGUCAGCGACUACAUAGCCGUCACUGUUUCAGCCAUUUGCUUCAUUCUGCUUGUUUCGCGGUUAAUUUUUCCCUUUGUGGUUCACAAACUUCCUUGUGCGAAGCGAAGUGGCUUUUGGAUUCCAGUGAUUCAAGUUUUCGCCAGCUUCAACCUUGUGUUAUCAAUUGUGAUGUCUCUCAAUUUCCUGAAAUUUGAAAAGAGACAUUGGUGGCAGUCUUGCUACGUCUGGGCAGUCUGGAUUGAAGCUCCACUUGGCUUUGGUUUGCUGCUGAGCUGUCGCAUAUCACAGGCCUUUCAACUAUAUUAUAUUUUUGUCAAGAGGUGUCUGCCACCAAUCAGAUCAUAUGUUUUCAUUCCACUAAUUCUCUCGCCAUGGAUUACUGGAGCUGCAUUUAUCCAUAUCACAAAGCCUCUAAAUCAUCGGUGCCACAUGGGGGCUCAGUGGAUCAUUCCGUCUAUGUCCCUCCACACAACAUAUGUUGCCAUUUUGGUUGCUUUCACUUGUGCUAUUCGGCAUAUAGAGUUCAGGUUUGACGAACUCAGAGACCUCUGGCAGGGAAUACUUGUCUCGGCCUCUUCUAUUGGAGUAUGGGUGGUUGCAUACGUUUUGAAUGAAAUUCAUGAUGAUGUCUCAUGGCUUCAAGUUGCCUCCAGAUUUGUGCUCUUAGUAACGACAAGCAUUCUUGUAUUAGCUAUCUUUUCGAUAUCAAGUUCACAACCUCUUCUAUCGCAAAUCAGCUUGAGGAAAAGGGAACCUCGAGCAUAUGAGUCAAUGGGUCAGGCUCUGGGAAUACCUGACAGCGGACUGUUAGUGCAAAGGGAACCAGCAUGUGUCGUAGAUCCUAAUGAACCACUUGAUAAACUUCUUCUAAACAAAAGAUUCCGCCAGUCAUUCAUGGCAUUUGCAGAUAGUUGUUUGGCAGGGGAGAGUGUCCAUUUUUUUGAGGAAGUGCAUGAACUCAGUAAAAUACCUGUGGAUGACCCUGUAAGAAGAAUUUACAUGGCACGCCAUAUCAUUGACAAGUACAUAAUUGCAGGGGCGGCAGUGGAGGUGAACAUCUCUCACAGAACCAGACAAGAGAUCUUGACUACUUCCAACCUGGCACAACCAAAUCUUUUUAGUGACGCGUUAACUGAGCUAAUACACUUGAUGAAAAUGAACUUGGCAAGAGAUUACUGGUCAUCUAUGUUCUUUGUGAAGUUGAAAGAAGAAGUCAGUAUGAGAUCUGGGGCCCAAGAACUGGAACAGAUGAGAGGUUGGAACUACUCUCCCAGGUUGAGUUCUGUACAUGGUGGUGAUGAUCCAUUUCACCAAGAACAAGAACCACUUUCGAUUGAUUCUGGCUGCAACACUGAAGACCAUGAUGAUGAACCAAGAAUCAUGAGUAGAUUUUUAUGAAUGGUAAAUUCGAUCAUACGAAGGGAUCAUGUAUUCAUAGUGUUAAAUGUAGCUUACCUUCCCACUUCUGUACAUAGAUGCAUUUUUCAUAAGUUAUAAAAUGAAAAAAAUAAAAAUAAAUAAAUGAAAACAACAACAAAAACAAAAAGCUUACGAUUU